AUGAGCUUCGUAACACAAGUCAGAGUGCGAAACCCAAAUUGGGGUCCUUUAAAGUUUCGUGAUGGCACCAUCGUGUUUACAUACCAAGGUGUGGUUGUUGGGCAAGUUUAUAUUCCAAAUGGCAAAGUCGGAUUGCGAUCCACCAAAAAAAUCACUGUGCUUGUGAAUGUGAAUUCUAAUGUGUUGCCAAGCAAGUCUGCUCUUGGAAAUGAGCUCAGCAAUGGCUUGCUGUUGCUGACCAGCACAACCGAGUUGAAGGGAAAGGUUGAGUUGAUGCUGAUCAUGAAGACAACGAAGACAGCUGAAUUGAGCUGCUCUAUGGUGUUCAAUUUGGCAGCAAGGUCUCUCCAGAAUUUGGAUUGCAACUGA
Molecule: messenger RNA, 369 nt
Organism: Prunus mume (Japanese apricot)
Lineage: Eukaryota; Viridiplantae; Streptophyta; Magnoliopsida; Rosales; Rosaceae
Source: RefSeq, a predicted model, not a curated record